UUUGCAACACGAACACACGAUUGUUUGCAUUUCGCAUCGCAUCUAAUUUUGACUGAAGCUUUUUCGGGAAAUUUGCGCGUUUUCGGCCAAGUGUGCUUCGCUAAAGAAAUGAACACGAACAACAGCAGUUCGGGUGCGCUGUUCGCGUGUUCGCGGUGCUUCACGAGGCACCCCUUCGAGGAACUGUCGGCCGGACAGCAGCUUUGCAAGGAAUGCAGAGGUUCUUUCCCAAUAGUGAAAUGUACUUUUUGUCGGUCGGAGUUCCAACAGAGCACGAAGGGGAGCACGUCGACGAUCUGCAAAAAGUGCGAGCAGAAUGUGAUGCAGUAUGGCAAGCCGAGUGCGUGCAAGUAUUGCAACAUCAUCGCCGGCUUCAUCAACAACAAAUGCCAGCGGUGCGCCAACUCGGAAAAGAAGUACGGCCCGCCUGUGACGUGCGACCAGUGCAAGCAGAAGUGCGCCUUUGACCGCAAGGACGACGACAAGAAGGUGGACGGCAAGUUGCUGUGCUGGCUGUGCACACUCAGCUACAAGCGGACGCUAGCCAAGACCAAACAGACGCAGGCCGAGAGACACAAAAUGCAGCAGAAGGAGCGCAAAGACAAAGGUGGUCACUACAGGCACAAACGGCCUAAUAGGGUAGACGUGACCAAGCUGCCCGGCGAGCCCCCUGCCAAAGUGGUCAAAGGCCCUCCUGCGCCCAUAAUGGAAAUAGACCCGAAUUCGAGUGACCAUGUCGUGGCCAUGACUCAGUUGAAAGAGAAAAUCGCCUCUUUGCAAAAGCAAAUCCAGCAGAAGGACGCUAGUCUCUUUACCAAGGACAAACAAAUCACGGAACUGAAGGCGAAGCACUUCACCGUGGAGCAAGAGUUGCGCGCCAAAAUGAAGUCGAUGCAGAAGGAUCACGAAAACAAGGCCGAGCAGAUGCAGAUCAAGCUGAAGAACCUGCAGAAGGAGUUGGCCACCCUGUCCAAGAGCAAGGGCAAAAGUGUAAUUAGCAAAGAAAUUGCCGCCGGCAGUGGCAGUGGAACGGACAGUCCGUCACUUGCCUGAGAAUCCUCCUCUGAAUAGUUUUGUAAAAUCUCUUUCCAUCAGACGUUUAAUCAAGUUGUGGUGAAUUUUUCAUCGUUUUGGUUUCCAACGCUGAGAAGAAGUCCCACCAGAUUCGGUCGGAUCAUAGACGAAAUUUUUAUCACGUUUUAUCUCUUAAUUUAAUUUUAAAUAAACAGACAAUUUUAUUGCAUCGAAAAUUAAUCUGCCUUUUCACAUGACCAUUGCGACAAGAAUCUUUCACCUCCCGAAUCUCUGGGAAUAUGAAAGUAUUGGAGAUGGGAGGGUGCGGUUUCAUUGCUGUCCAUUGGACUCGGCCCCUUGGAAGUAAAUACUUUCGCUAUUAUAGAAAUAUACUUUUUAUUUGGUUUAAAUGACUUAAUUAUGUUAUUUCAUAUUUAAAAAACUUUUUAAAA
Molecule: messenger RNA, 1466 nt
Organism: Neocloeon triangulifer
Lineage: Eukaryota; Metazoa; Arthropoda; Insecta; Ephemeroptera; Baetidae
Product: protein FAM76A
Exons: 6
Coding region: 109-1053 (314 amino acids)
Source: RefSeq, a predicted model, not a curated record